Messenger RNA from Diabrotica balteata, 1461 nucleotides. The record is from the annotation of a GenBank genome assembly. Lineage: Eukaryota; Metazoa; Arthropoda; Insecta; Coleoptera; Chrysomelidae.
AUGGUCGACAAUUGGAGUGAUAGUGAAGACGAUUGUGAUAUACCCAAUAUGAAAUUAGCUACAGUUCUGGCAGUGCUGUGGGUCAGCGAGGCCUCGUUAAAAGAACUUCGCUCCAGAAAUAAAAGCAAAACCAUUUCCUCUUCCCCGGACAAUAUAUGUAAUCUAGAACCUUCUCAUAAUGACAACAUCCGUUGUUUCUGCACAAAAGACAAAUAUCAUCAAGUUUCAUCAGCGGAGUGUUGGAUAUUCGGAAGCGUUACCAAAGACAAUUUUAUGUGGAAGUUAAUAAUUGAGUCGCAACCGUAUCUCGCGGAGUUCAGUGUCAUAUCGAGCAAAAACGGCGAUUUAAGUAGUAUACCCAAAUACUUUUCCUCGAGGAUGUUGUUUUUAAAAAACCUAACAGUUACUUUCGGUGUUAUCGAGACUAUAGAAAAGUUCGCAUUCGGAAACUCUACGUCGCUCCAGAAACUCAUUCUAGCGCAAAAUCAGAUUAAAUAUCUCGAUCAAUUCUCUAUUUCCAACCUCCUUUCUCUAACGGAAUUAGAUUUAAGUGAGAAUAAUAUAAAGUUAAUUCACCCGGCAGUUUUCCUGAAUGUGCCGCAGUUAAAGUAUGUUCGUUUAAAUAAAAAUAACAUUACAAAAAUUGAAGAUAAGGCAUUUGCCGGUCUGGGAAAUGUGCUAGAUUUGGAUUUGUCAGAGAAUCUGCUUUGCGAUAUCAACAACAUGACAUUUUUCGGGCUGUCGAAACUUAAAGUGAUCGAUCUUAGUAUGAACAAAAUUAUUGGAUUAACUUCCUCGGUGUUUCUGGAGUUAUGGGAUAUUGAGGAAAUGUAUUUGGAUGACAACAACAUCGAGUUUAUAUCCAACAGAGCUUUUGACGGCCUUCGAUUUUUGAAAACUUUGAGCUUGAAAAAUAACAGGCUUUCCAGAUUUCCAGCCGGAUUAUUUACAAGUGUAUUUACACUUGUUCAUCUCGAUCUCAGUUACAAUCGCUUGGAAACUCUUGUUUUCGACUCAAUAGAACAGUUUUACAAUAAUCUGCUACAUAAUGGAACAAUUCAUUUAAAAGUUACUACCUCCGAACAAAAUUUAUCUGAAAUUGCAACACCUAUUUCAGAAGAUACACCAGAUAUUACUAAUUCCUCAGAAUCAAAAUCUUACUUUCCAACACCUUUUCCAAAAGUUCCAAAGAAAAAGUUGAAGUCGAAAGACAAACCUUCAUUAGAAUUUCAAGAAUUGCUCCAAAAGAUAACCAAUUUUACCAACAAUUACAAUCCCAAGUUCCCACUCGAUAGUCAACAAUUCACUGAUCUGUUAGAGAAUAUUCACGGUAGUAGUGAUACAUUAAGCAUUGCUAAACACUAUACCCUACAUAUUCCAUCUCUUAUAGAAAUGAUAAAUGAAAUACACUCGCAGACUAAAGAUCGAAAUAUAAAAAUUGUAUGUAGACCAUUGUAUUAG